AUGACAUCUCCAAGGUUUGUGUUCUAUCUGACAUGUCUGAUCGUGGGGAAAAUAGGUGAGUUGUGUUUUUCUGCUGGAAAGUCCACUGCAUUUAAUCAUGAAGAGAACAGUUUUGUAUCAGCUAAUGUUGGUGAAAGCUUGACUUUACCAUGUUUCUAUGAUGGUGAUGAUUCAACAAGGAUUUUCUGGUACAGGCAAAGUCUUGGACGGAAACCACGGCUCAUCUCUACCCUAUAUGCGUUCAAUAUGAAUGGCACUUUUCAUGAUGAAUUCAAGAACAACCCACGCUUCACAUUGGAUACUGACUUUGGUAGAUAUCACUUGAAGAUAACAGAUCUGUGCACUUCAGACUCAGCUACUUACUACUGCGCAAAAAGGGUUUUAUUAACUACUGAAUUUGCAGCAAGUACUACUGUCAGUGUAAAGGGUUCAGGUUUGAAUGUUCCAGCUUUGGUCCAUCAGUCAGCGUCUGAGACCAUCCAGCCAGGAGGCUCUGUCACUCUGAACUGUACAGUACACACUGGGAGCUGUGAUGAUGGAGAACACAGUGUUUACUGGUUCAAAUAUUCUGAAGAGUCUCAUCCAGGACUCAUUUACAGCCAUGGAGGCAGGAAUGAUCAGUGUGAGAGGAAACCUGACACACAAACACACACCUGUGUCUACAACCUGCCGAUGAAGAGCCUGACUCUUUCUCAUGCUGGGACCUACUACUGUGCUGUUGCCUCAUGUGGACACAUACUGUUUGGAGACGGGACCAAGCUGGACUUUGAGGACUCUCUUGACUUGGUGUAUAUCUUGAGUGGAGCUUUGGCAUUCACCAUGAUCCUGGUUGUGUUACUGGCUUUCUCAGUGUACAAGAUGAGCAUGAGAAACAGCUGCCAAUCCACAGAGUCUCAAGCAAGAUUUUCAGCUCCCUCCACAGCAAAUGCAGAGGGUUACCAAGAUGCAGAAAACCUCCAUUACGCUGCUUUAAGCGUCAACCUGCCCAACAGAUCAAGAAGACAGAGGAACAACACCAAUGAUGAAUGUGUGUACUCCAAUGUAAAGCAAUAG
Molecule: messenger RNA, 1053 nt
Organism: Epinephelus lanceolatus (giant grouper)
Lineage: Eukaryota; Metazoa; Chordata; Actinopteri; Perciformes; Serranidae
Source: RefSeq, a predicted model, not a curated record